CGAUCUGGCAGCCCCGUCAGCUGUUGAUGUUAUAAUUUCCGCACGCCGGAUUUCGUGUUUUGCCUGCUAAAUUUCUCUUUAAAAUUAACUAAAGCGGCUUCAACUAAAAACAAAAUGUGGCCAAUAGUUAUGGCUCUUCUUAGGCGUAAUGCCGUCUACAUCACUCUACCCAUAGCCGGCGUGGUUGGCUUCAUUGGCUAUAAUUUGGAGAGUUUGUUAUCGGACAAGUACACACCAUACAGCCCCUCCAUUCAGGAAAUGCGCGCUAAGCGUUUGACCGAAGAAUCUUUGAACUCGAAUGCCGCCAAUGUAGAGAAGUUAUGGCUCAGCAGUCCUGUGCUCGAACGCAAUCUCUCGCCCUCGCUGCAGCCGAAGAACUGAACGUUAUCUUUAUAACCUACAAAUGUGUGAUACCGAAAAUAGACAAAGUUGUUAUCAAUAAAAAAGGAUGUAAAAAAAAGUACUU
Drosophila kikkawai is the source of this 466-nucleotide messenger RNA. RefSeq names its product small integral membrane protein 12-A. The record is from RefSeq and is a predicted model, not a curated record. Lineage: Eukaryota; Metazoa; Arthropoda; Insecta; Diptera; Drosophilidae.